AUCUUAAACUCACAUAUACCAUAGAGCAUGUAUAAAUAGGCAUAGCCGCAUAUACAGGAAUUACCCUCACUACACGAAAUAAAAAAUAAUCAAGGUGAAUAGUUUAUAUAUCUUAGAACAGUUUAUCAAUAUCAUGCCUAGAUCAACGGAUCCUCUUGUUAUUGGACAUAUAAUAGGAGAUAUUGUUGACCCCUUUGCGAGUUCUGUGCCUCUAAGGGUUGUGUAUAACAAUAACAAUGAAGUUAUAAACUGUUGUGAGCUCAGGCCCUCUCAAAUCGUCAAUCAACCAAGAGUUGAAGUUGGUGGAAAUGACCUAAGGAACUUGUACACUCUGGUCAUGGUGGAUCCUGAUGCACCUAGCCCAGGUAAUCCUAAUGAGAGGGAAUAUUUGCACUGGUUGGUAACCAAUAUUCCAGCAACUACAGGAGCAACCUUCGGAGAAGAGAUUGUCCCCUAUGAAAAUCCACGACCAAGAGCAGGGAUCCAUCGCAUUGUUUUUGUGCUUUUUCGUCAGUUUAGUAGACAAGCUGUGCAUGCUCCAGGGUGGCGCCAAAACUUCAACACUAGAGAUUUUGCUGAGAUUUAUAAUCUUGGAUUCCCUGUUGCAGCAAUCUAUUUCAACUGCAAACGAGGAAACGACACUGAUGGAAAUGCAAGGAGGAGAUAAUAUGAA
Abrus precatorius (Indian licorice) is the source of this 673-nucleotide messenger RNA. RefSeq names its product protein FLOWERING LOCUS T-like. Lineage: Eukaryota; Viridiplantae; Streptophyta; Magnoliopsida; Fabales; Fabaceae. The record is from RefSeq and is a predicted model, not a curated record. Bases 134 to 667 code for a protein of 177 amino acids. The transcript has 4 exons.